AUGAUUGUUGUAGAAGAAGCUACUACUUUAAAUAAAUCGCCGGUAUCGUCAGAGGAUACAAUUAUAGAAGGAAAAAGGAAUUCAAAUGAAGAACCUUUUUUUUUCUCACAAGAAUUUCUCAAAUAUCCCUUUCAUGCUUUGUUUGCUGAUGUUGAUAGGGUUUCACAAUUAUCAGCAGAAACCUGUUACUUCUUCACAUUCAAUGCAUUGGAAGAAUUCACGGAAAGGCAUGUUCUGGGAAGUGACACUUUAAAGCUUACAAGGCCGCUCUUUAUUAAGAUUUCAUUUCAUCGAGAUGAUCUUAAUCGUGCACCGCAAGUGCAGACACAUGUGGCUCCAGCUCUUUAUACUUUACUUUUUGUUUGA
Clunio marinus is the source of this 366-nucleotide messenger RNA. The record is from the annotation of a GenBank genome assembly. NCBI's taxonomy places the organism in Eukaryota, Metazoa, Arthropoda, Insecta, Diptera, Chironomidae.